This is a messenger RNA of Austrofundulus limnaeus, 1285 nucleotides long. It is a transcript of the gene tmem183a, whose product is annotated as transmembrane protein 183A. Gene Ontology annotation, molecular function: protein binding. The record is from RefSeq and is a predicted model, not a curated record. NCBI's taxonomy places the organism in Eukaryota, Metazoa, Chordata, Actinopteri, Cyprinodontiformes, Rivulidae. Gene Ontology annotation, biological process: regulation of protein stability. Gene Ontology annotation, cellular component: SCF ubiquitin ligase complex.
ACCCCGGCGGAACAUUUUUUAAUUUCUCACCCAUUUUUCUAUCUUUCUCUUUACCUCAGCUUGCCAUAGAGUCAUGGCAGGACUCGCAGCCCCGUUAGGAGUUCACAUAUCACUGGUUUCGACAUGCCCAAGAAAGGGAACAGAAAACGGCUGAAGUUUAAGGCCGGUGACGUUUGUUCUGAAUCAGUCACUGUUGCUGAUUAUGCUGAUGCCGACCCAGCCAUUGUGAAGUCGGGCAGGGUGAAAAAAGCUGUAGCAAAUGCGAUUGAAAAAGAAGUUAAAUUACUUUGCGGCCUGGAAGCCUCUCAGGGUGCUGUAGAAGAAGUCCUAUCGUCUGUGGCAGGGGUCAGAGCAGACACUCUGGGCAGCAGUGAUGACCUAGACCCYGAGGAAGAAGACGAAGGAGAAAAUGAAACUAAAGGGGCCCGCAAAAAGAAAAACAAGAGACGAAAGGAAAGCAGUGAGUGCAGUGAUGGGGAAGAUUACCCAGUGGACAUUUGGCUUGUGCUUUCCUCAUACAUUCGGCCAGAGGAUGUGUGUCGAUUUUCUUUGAUCUGCAGGAAUGCUUGGACUGUCACUUGCACUGCAGCAUUUUGGACCAGACUCUACAGAAGGCACUACCGGACUGAUGUGGAACUACCGUUUCGUCUCCAGCCUGACUGUAUAGAUAGGAUGUACUGCCUUCGGGCCUGUGUGAUUCGUUCCCUCUUCCAUCUGUAUGAGCCAUUCAGUGUACGUGUGUCAAAAAUUCCUGCACUGCCAGAAUCUACACCGACCACUUUGCUUAACUCUAAGUGUUUACUCUUCUGGAUCAAAAAGCUGUCAGGGACUCGCCCAGAAAACUUGUGGGAGUUCAACUUUAAAUUUAUAAAGCAGCAGGGACAUAAUAAAAAUGGUUGUGCCAAGUCCUUACGUUCACCCAAACAGUAUGAAGAUGUUCACAUAAACCCAGACUCUGACUGCUACGUGCUUCAAGUCACCACACUCAACUACAUCUUCACCCCUGUAGUCAUGGGCAUGACUCUGGCUCUGUUCACWAUCAAUGUGAGCACAGACAUGCGUCACCACCGUGUCCGUCUCGUGUUUCAGGACUCGCCACUUCAGCAGAGGAAAAGGAGAGGAGGCGAUCAAGGCGGGACACAGGUUGUUCUGGAUCCUGUUCACAGUGUGAAGCUAAUGGACUGGUGGCAUCCCCAGUACCCCUCUUUACCCUAAACAUAAGAAUGUCUGUGAUUUUUUUUUUUUUAAUGGCAAAGGAAGCCCCAGGCUCAUGAAAGCUUAUGAC